This is a messenger RNA of Mizuhopecten yessoensis (Yesso scallop), 4317 nucleotides long. RefSeq names its product synaptotagmin-10-like. Bases 48 to 1298 code for a protein of 416 amino acids. The transcript is spliced from 9 exons. Gene Ontology annotation, biological process: regulation of calcium ion-dependent exocytosis; calcium-ion regulated exocytosis; regulation of dopamine secretion. The record is from RefSeq and is a predicted model, not a curated record. Lineage: Eukaryota; Metazoa; Mollusca; Bivalvia; Pectinida; Pectinidae. Gene Ontology annotation, cellular component: membrane. Gene Ontology annotation, molecular function: phosphatidylserine binding; calcium ion binding; SNARE binding.
GAUGGCGCUCUGACGUCACUAAGGUAAACUGUAAUGGCUGCCGUCUAAUGACUAGCAGGUGCUCGACUGCUGGUUUGCAUUAUCAAAAAAAGAUGGGUGGAAAUCAGUCACACUCCUCAUCAAAAGAUGUGGAAGAGGGCCGAGUUCGGCAAAAUCCACAGAAAAUCUAUGGGUUAUCACGUUUGAUGACAGCAAAGGCAGAUCACAACCAAGUUGUUGCUGUGAAAGGCUGGGACAAACACGACGAGAACAUGAAAAACACCCAGUUACUGAAAGGGUUAUACAAGACUUUGGAUCCAACUAUGAUGAAAGUAACGGAGGACGUCAGAGGAGAAAUUCAACUUUCCUUCAAAUAUGAUUUCAAACGCAGUCUCCUUCUGGUGAAGGUCAUCAAAUGUCGAGAUCUGAGAAUGAGAGAUCUGCGGUCCAAGAUGCCUGAUCCCUAUGUCAGAAUUAUUCUGAUGCCUGACGAGGAAGGUAUGGAGCCAAAGAAGACUGGUGUUGUUAGGGGCGACAACGAGCCAAGGUUUGAUGAGAUCUUUGCCUUCCCCCUAGACGAACUGGAGUUAGUGAGUUUGAAGAUGAUUGUUGAUGUCCUAGACGAUGACAUCACUGGUCAGGAUGACAACCUAGGACAGGUCAUCAUAGAUCUCAACUCCUUCAACUUUAAGGACAGCCCCACCCACACGGCCUGGUACAUGUUCUCUACUGAGACUGACUUCACUGUAGCCGGGGAUCUAGAUAUCACUCUAGCUUACCAGCUACCCAGCAGUCUGUGGGUGACUGUCCACAGAGCCUCCAAUCUCCCUCCCAGGUCUGACGGCAAACCAGCUGAUGUUUUCGUCAAAAUGAACAUUCCAGGAACUAAGAAGUUCUUCCAGACACAUGUAAAAAAGCAGACUUUGGAUCCGGAAUGGGAGGAAUCUUUCGAGUUUGAGGUGGCCAAAGAAGAGUUUGGAAUGCGACAGGUGAUUUUUCAUGCUAUUGACGAGGACAAGGGUUCUGGGAACGAGUCGCUUGGCCAGGUGGUGAUCAAUCUGGCUGACUUUGACCCAGACAGGGGAUUGUAUGGAUCCUUCCGACUCACUGACCUGAGAUCUACCAAGUGCCUGAGAAGUAAAUGGGCUCAGCACAGCGUCAUGCAGGAGUUUCGUCAGUCCCUCGUGGCUCAUGCUCAAAGCAAGACACCGAAAAUCUUGUACGGCCCCCAUAAAGGACAAACAGUAGUGAGCGUGAGUUGUCGCAAGGCAGGCGCCCACGGUAAGAUUCGCAUGGUAGAAGGCAUUCCCAUAAAGUAACUGUGACGUCACCCGUAGACCACACGGAAGUACCAAUGGACAAGGACGACAACUCUGAUUCAACAUAGCUAACUAUUGAUGAUGUAGAUACAUCAUCAUACUCCUGUUUUACAAUCUUGCUUGUGGAUACACAACCUCUGAUACGAUUCAGACUUGAUUCGAUACCGUGUUCAAGCUUAUUUUCAAAUCCUCUUGUACUUUGUUGUCCAUGUGUUUAAAAAGAAAGUCAAUAUUUCGUUAAUUUCCUUUGGAUAUGUACUGAUUUAAACAAAUCUAUCGACAUAAUAGAUGUUUUUGCACGAGUUAUUAUCACAGAUGUCGCUUUCAGUUUUUGACGACGUCAGAAAUAAUUACAGAUGGUAGCAAUUAACACACAAAAAAUAUGUUCGUUUAGAAAGGGUUGCUGCGAUCUUUAGUAAGAUUCUCUUAAGAAAGAGGUUCGACCUAGAAACGUGCAGAUUGUACUCGACACGUGGUCGAAAUUACUUACGUUUUGACGUUAUUGACGGCAAAUCUUAGGUUGAUCUAGUAUGCCUAUUUAUCUCUCCGUUUUUGACAGUUAAGGUCUCUGUCAUGGUAUUAAUACAGCGGGAAACGUUAAAUCGCUUUUGAUUAACUUUUGGAAAAAAUGUGAAAAAAGUCUUCAGGGAAAGCAACAGUUGUGAUGACCAAUCAACGUUUACGUUUUAUAACAAAAGACUAUGUCGAGAGGGUUUAAGAACUACACGAUAUUAUCUUUAAUGAAAUUUAGAUCAUCGUAGUUUUCAAAGAAAAUCUCACUAACACUAUGCUAACAAGUUACUGAUAGAGUUUUAGUGGUAUUAGCCAUUCUUCCAGAGGGAAAGAUUUGAUGUUGGUCCGCAAGAUUAAGAUCUGGGUAGGCCAUUUCAGUAGGGCUGUUGACAAGCAAAAUAUGGGGCUGGUGUUUGAGGCCGACGGUGUACACCGUUAUCUUCACCAGCUCUUGCAGAGAUUUAAUGCAUUUUCCAAAAGUUAAUAAUAUUCCUUAUCAGUAGAGUUGAUAGCUAUCUAUAGUUUUUGAUCCAAAAGAACCUCUUUGGUUUUGGCAUUUCCCAAGAAAAUAUUUUAUCAGAUGUAAUAGCCAUCUAAAUUUAUGGUUUGAUAUCAGUGGAUCUCCAGUUUGCUAUCAACAACUACCCUACUGUGAACAGAUGCAGGGUGAAGUGCAGUUAACAUGAUGCACCGUGGCUAAUUUCAAUACCCCCACAAUGGGUGCCUUUAGUUCUGACAUUCCCCUGGUCUGAGGGUCGUAGAAAUGGUAAAUAGGGCGUUCCGCUGGAGUCUUAUCACUAGGGAGUUUUAAGACAACAACAGGUUUACCAAGAUCCAGUACAGAUCGGCGUGAUAUGGGUCUUUUUGGAGGGAUUGGAAACAAUGAAGUAUCUGGGGUUUGCUGAUUAGAAUCCGGAUUGGCCUGAGUGAUAUGACCAACUGACCCAGAUUUAACAUCACAUAUAAUGGUCAGCAAACUUGUAUUUGUCUUUGAAUUGCUAAUGUAUAUAUAAAUAUAUCAACAGUGGUAGAAACUUCGAUAGUAUCCUUAUUAUGUCAUUAGAACAAAUGUAUAACUUUUGAUAUUUAUAUUUUUCUUCUCACCCACAUUGCUUGUAGGUUUAGUAAAGAUUCAUUUUUAUUAUUGAUAAAUAACAUACUGUUUUGAUUUUUGUUUUUUUUACUCAUAUUUGGUAUCUUAUCGUAACACGACACUGAUAUCAAUCUUGUGAUGCGUUUCCGGGACAUCAGUUUCAUUAUGAGAGCUGUCAUUUGCAUUAUCAAGUGAAAUAGUAAGGCCUAUAACAUGGAUUUGUUUUUCUUAGAUUAGUCUAUUUUUCUCUGAGGCGCUAUUCAUAUGAUUUACACUGUUUUGUCACGCACCUUAAAUAAAUACACAUAUGAAUAUAAAUAUUAUUGCGUUCGGUAUUACAUAACAAUCAGCACAAUAGCAAAAUAGUUAAUUGUUUUUCAUUACAAAAUUUACCCGUAAUGAAAAACAAUUAACUAUUUUGCUAUUAUGCUGAUUGUUAUGUAAUAUCACGAAUUUCGUAUUGUCGUUAAAUCUAUUUUCUUUGUUUGAGGUCUACAUGUUAAUUGAUGCGGUCCUCUUGUUUAAGUUAUGUGCAUAGAGAUUGUGGGAAUAGUUCGGGGAAUCUUGAGACUAUCCCAUUUUGUAUUCGUCAUAAAGCAAUUGUAAUUGUCAAGAGGGGAAGGACUUGCGUCAUUCGGACUGAUUUGACAAUUACAGUAUCAUGUUAUGUUCUUGUUUUUGAUGAUCUUAUUAUGUAUCCUUUAAUAUCUUACGGUACAGUAUUGCGGUAUUGGUCCAAUAUCAACGACAAACCUGCGUUUGAGACGAAAGAAUCUGUGACCGAUGUAUUUUUGUUUUCUUUUAAAUACAAAUUAUUAAUAAUUUCACCUGUAUUGCUAUUUAAAUUCCAUUCUGUGUUAAAUGCAUUUUAUCCAUAGACUUUGAGCUUCGAUUUGUUCAGAGUAACGUUUUUAUUACUGUAAAUUACUCUAUUUUCGCAAAUGACCAAUUUUCGCGUUUAUCCGCAACAAGCAACAUGUACAUAUUUCGCCAAUAUUACUUCCAGAGACAAUACUAUCGGAAUUAAAAUUGCAUCUAUUUAAUUCAAAAAAUCGAGUUUGGCAAUUUUAAUCAACAAACAUAGUAGGUGAAAUAAAGCUAACGCAAAUAAAGAGCGGUUUACAGUAUAACUUUACUUCAUUUUAGUAUAAACUAAUUUGAUAUUGACAUUUCAGUAUACUGCAGUAGUAAUAUUUAUUGCAUCCUCGAUAUCCAGGGGUUACGCUCACUUUCGCUCUCUACACCCCUGGAAUAUGUCAUAGCAAAAUUGAACCCUCGGUGUGCGCCACCUUGUUGAUGAGACAAGAAGACUAGUUCAACCCUUUGAUGUUCAUUAAAAGAAUAUCGCGGUCACAUAACGGUAAAACUUGACAGGCUUUGAAGUCGGGCGUCUCUCUUUUGUAAUCCUCAAAG